This is a messenger RNA of Bursaphelenchus xylophilus (pine wood nematode), 2870 nucleotides long. The record is from the annotation of a GenBank genome assembly. Lineage: Eukaryota; Metazoa; Nematoda; Chromadorea; Rhabditida; Aphelenchoididae.
AUGAGACCUCCGGAAUCUCAACCAAUCUUGAAUUUAAUUAUAUUUUUCUAUGGAUUCUCCUUUGUUGAGAGUCAAGUUCUUACUCAAUCAGUUGCCAGAGUCCAAUCUUUUACUCCUUAUGGUCAGCAUGACGGUUACGGUAACUCUCUUUUGUCAUUUAUGCAACUGGUACAACAGAAAUCAUCUGGAAAUCGAAUUCAACAGGUAUUUGAGUAUAAUUUUUUGGCAAUUAAUUAUUUUUUAUAUUGUUUUAGAUGAAUUGAUUGUUAAAGUUUGUCAAAUAGGGCUCAUUUUAGUGUCCUUGCGUUCAUUUGCCGGGAUCUGACAAAUGUGUGACAUACGACUCAAGAUGGCAAGCAGUGUCCAUCGAGGAGGCUAUGAUUUCAUUCGCGGAUCAGACCAUGAAUGGGUUUAAUACGAGAACUAGUGCUGGGAAUGUUAUUGUAACUUUAUUGACUUCAAAUUUCAUACUGUAAUUUAAUAUGAUUCCAGUCUGGAGGAACCUUUUCCUGUACGAGUGUGGAAUGCCGUCAAUGUGUGGCGAUUCUGGCUGUAAGGUUACGUCAGAUCGGCCUUCUCCGCCGCCCUUUGUCCUUCCCCUUCCCCGUUCCAACAGCAGAUCAGAUUAAUCCUGCGUUAUGUCCCAGAUUGAGACUGAGCAAGGGUCAUUCUGUAUGUGAUUUGCCUUUGAUUUUAGAUUGUACCUUAUAAUCUUUAACUAGCUUAUCGUUUAAGGUCCCUCCUCCAAACUCGGUCCCCUCUUGGGCAGCCACGGCCAUUGCCUCAGCGGCCGGUCUUCGGGCUGCGAUCAGUGCGCGACCCCGCUCUUCUUUUGCCGCCCAGGUCGAACAAGUACGUAAGUAGAGAAAGGGAAGGUCAUAAUCACGAGUUUAGAGGAUCAAUGAACAACGAGCAGCCCGAGGAGCACCUUUGAUUGUGUCCAGUAUCAGAUCUAGUGGACAGCAUCAGACAUCCAUCAAUCCGGGGGUUCAAAGUGGAGGAGGAGGAAGCGGUGGAAGAGGUCAAAACGUGGGCCAAGGGGGACAAAAUGGUCAAGGAGGUGGAGGAGGUCGGCCAGGGCAAGGAACGGGAGGCCAAGGCGGCCAGGGUGGCGGACAAAGUGGCGGAUCGGGCGGUGCAUUUGGAGGAGGAUUCGGAGGUGGCUUUGGUGGCGGUAGUCGUGGUCAAGGAGGCCGAGUAAGUCCAGUUACCGGUGGAAAGUUAGGACUUUGUUAUUUCACAUGAAUCAUUUUCAGGGAGGAGGGUCCAAUCGCGGAGAAGGAUCCACAGGAGGAAACCGGGGAAACUCCGGCGGCCGAGGAUCUGGCGGCCGAAGAACGGGCCCAGGACAAAGUCAGAAUCAAGGCGGAGGAAGAGGAAAUCAGUCCGGAGGUGGUCGCGGAGCUCAAGGCGGCAAUUCAGGAGGAGGCGUUAACUCAGGAAACGCCGGCGGAGGAAGAGGCGGAUUCAACGGAGGAGGGAGCCUGGGUGGGGGAAGAGGUGGAUUCAAUGCCGGAGGAAAUCUUGGAGGAGGAAGAGGCGGAGCAAAUACUGGAGGAACCGUAGGGGGAGGAAGAGGUGGGAUUGAUACCGGAAUCAGCAUUGGUGGAGGUCGGGGAAAUCUCGGAUUCCAAGGAAGUGGCCAAGCUCGAGGAGGCCAAGGCCAGGUGAAUCAGGGAGGUGGAGUGAGAGGACAAGUUCCCAGACCUCAGUUGCCAAGCACGCCAAGGCCCCAAUUCCCGAAUACCCCGAGGCCACAAUUUUUCCAACCCCGACCCCAACUCCCUCAAACUCCGCGACCUCAGUUCUUCCAACCACGACCUCAAAUACCCCAAAUUGUACAGCAAACCCCAGCACAACAAUUCCCUAACUUCCAACAGCAACUGCCUCAGCCUCAACUGCAACCACAGCCUCAGCUUCAGCAACCUCAAUUCCAAAGUAAGCCGAAAUUCUUGACUCCGUUUUGUGAGAUGGAAGCAACCUUUGGGGCAAUAUAUUUUAAUGCUUAAUGUUUUCACCUGACAAAAUCCGCCUAUUUCAGCUCAGCCCACAUGGAACCAGCCCACUUUCCAGCAACCGACUUGGUCCCAGCCCCAGUUUCAACAAGGGUUUGGUCCGAGUGCAGGCCAAUUGAUUGGCCACGGGGUUUUCGAUGCCGUUCAAAGCGGUAUUGCGGCAGGGCCCGCCGCAGGUGGUGGAAGCGGUGGCGCAGGAAAUGGUGGCUUCGGUGGAACAUCGGCUGGUGGGUUCGGCGUUCCUGGCGGAGGAUUUGGCACUCCCGGGAUCGGCGGAGCCGCGCCAGGUGGUGGUUUUGGUGGUGGAUUUAGCGGUGGAUUUGGAGGAGGAUUCGGUGGUGGAGGAGGAGGCGGUGGAGGAAGAGGAGGAAUGUUUGGAGGAUUCAAAGCUCGAGCCAAGAGAGAAGUCAAGACCCCGUUACUUGGUCAGCAUUUAUAACACUUGUUUAUAUGAGGAAUGACGUCCUCAAUGAUUGUAAAUUUUUAGGGGAGCGUUUUGUCAUCAACUGUAUUGAGAAAGGAGACAUGGAAGACGAGGACCCGGACUUUCUGAGUCUAUGUACAUUAUGCUGGACAUGGCGACAACUCCCUGAAGAUUACUUCCCGAGGCUGGUCAAUGAACUGGUCUGUCACGAGAAUGAGUUCUGUUUGUCAGGUUAGAGAUUAGGAGAUUAUAACGAACAUAAUUUAGGUUGGGGAGAAUGCCAUCAAAGGUAUCGUAAUAUAGAUGUGUUGCGUAAAAUAAAUGGAGAUUGGAAGCCCACAACGAUCUCUUCGGCCAGUUGCUGCGAUUGUAAAGUAAAGGCCGGCUCAGAAGCGCAUGCUCUUGUGGUGGGCGAGAAUAUUCGAAAGUAG